UCCGUGUUAUGAUUAUGAGAGAACUUCAUUCUAUCACUUCAGGCUUAGUGGAUCUUCAGCACAAAAGCUAUAACUUCGUAUAAUAAAAAAACAAGACACUUUUCAAACCAUGAAUUGGUUGUAAACGUAUUUGUAAAAGUUAUUGUUAUUGAAAGAAACGCCCACCUGUCUGGUUAUGAACCCUGCAUGCACUGCAGGUUGUGACUACUGAGACAAUGCUGCAAGCCAGUUGAUUAAAGCUGGGGAACUGACUCUGACAAAGGCUUCUUUCGACUGCAGCCACAUUUACUAAUACAGUUACAAUUCAAAUGAAUGGAGUAUUAACACUAUGGGUGAGCAUUCUGGCCUGCAGUAUGUCAGCCCUUAUGCAUUUGAAGCAAUGCAAAAAGUAGAUGUGGUACGCUUAGCUGCCUUAAGUGACCCUGAACUGAGGCUUCUCCUUCCUUGCUUAGUCCGCAUGGCCUUGUGUGCUCCAGCAGACCAAAGUCAGAAAUGGGCCCAGGACAAGAAGCUGCUACUCCGGUUGCUCUCGGGAGUAGAGGCUGUUAAUGCUAUUGUGGCUUUGCUGUCAGUGGAUUUUCAUGCACUAGAGCAAGAUGCUAACAAAGAACAGCAGCUUAGACACAAACUAGGAGGAGGCAGUGGGGAGAGUAUCUUGGUAUCACAGCUGCAGCAUGGAUUAACCCUGGAGUUUGAGCACAGUGAUUCACCUCGCAGAUUGCGCCUAGUGUUAAGUGAACUGUUGGCUAUAAUAAAUAAGGUAGCUGAUUCCAAUGGUGAAUUCUUCUUAAAAUCAUCUGAACUCUUUGAAAGCCCUCUACAUAUGGAGGAAGCUGCAGAUGUUCUAUGCAUUUUACAAGCAGAAUUACACACUCUUUUGCCCAUUACUGACAUGGCUGAAGCACUUCUCCACGUACGCAACGGAGCUUGGUUUCUUUGUUUGUUAGUGGCUAAUGUUCCUGACAGCUUCAGUGAAGUUUGUAGAAGUCUAAUUAAGAAUGGAGAGCGUCAAGAUGAGGAAAGCAUUGGUGGGAGGCGUAGAACUGAAGCCUUGCGCCAGCUGUGCAAAAUGAAUCCAUCUCAGGCUCUCAAAGUGCGCAGCAUGGUGGUAGAAGAAUGCCAUCUACCUGGACUUGGAGUAGCUUUAACAUUGGACCACACAAAGAAUGAGGCAGGCGAAGAUGGGGUGAGCAAUAUGGUCUGUUUUGUGAGUGGAUUGCUACUGGGAACAAACACAAAAGUCAGAACUUGGUUUGGAACAUUUAUCCGGAAUGGACAGCUGAGAAGGCGAGAGAAUAGCAGUUCAGUACUGUGGCAAAUGAGAAGACAGCUCCUUUCAGAACUAAUGGGAAUCCUUCCAGCUACGAGAAGUAUACCUGUGGAGUCCCAGGACCCUGGAGUGUCUGUGCAUCCUGGAUUAAAAGAGGAACAUGUUGUGAAAGCCAGUGCCUUGCUUCGCUUAUACUGUGCUUUAAUGGGAAUUGCUGGCCUCAAGCCUACUGAUGAGGAGGCAGAACAAGUCCUUCAGUUAAUGACAAGCCGGCCUCCUGCAACCCCUGCUGGUGUGCGUUUUGUUUCACUGUCUUUCUGCAUGCUUUUGGCUUUUUCUACCGUUGUCAGUACACCUGAACAGGAGCAGCUGAUGCUGAUGUGGUUAAGUUGGAUGAUAAAAGAAGAGGCAUAUUUUGAAAGUACUGCAGGUGUGUCUGCCUCAUUUGGAGAGAUGCUGCUGUUGGUCGCUAUGUAUUUCCAUAGCAACCAGCUCAGUGCUAUCAUUGAUCUGGUCUGUUCCACUUUGGGAAUGAAGAUUGUUAUAAAGCCAAGUUCACUUAGUAGAAUGAAGACAAUAUUCACCCAGGAAAUUUUCACAGAACAGGUUGUUACAGCCCAUGCAGUAAGAGUGCCAGUUACAAGUAACCUCAGUGCUAAUAUUAGUGGAUUUCUUCCUAUCCAUUGUAUCUACCAGCUGCUAAGAAGCCGGGCAUUCACAAAGCACAAAGUAUCUAUUAAGGACUGGAUUUACACACAAAUCUGUGAAACAACUACUCCUCUGCAUCAGCAGCUCUUACCUCUCAUUGAUGUUUAUAUCAACUCUAUUAUCACUCCUGCGUCAAAGUCCAGUCCAGAAGCCACUAACAAGCCAGUCACAGAGCAGGAAAUCCUAAAAGUUUUCCAUGGGCUUACAGGAGAGAACUCUCGAGCUAAGCCUCAUACUAUCACGACUCAACUUCUGAUGUUGUACUAUGUCCUGUCUUAUGAAGAAGCACUUUUGGCAAACUCUAAGUCCCUGGCUGUGAUGCAGAGAAAGCCCAAAUCUUAUUCUUCAGCAAUGAUGGACCAAAUUCCCAUAAAAUAUCUUAUUCGUCAAGCCCAGGGUCUACAGCAGGAACUGGGAGGUUUGCACUCUGCUUUAUUGCGCCUGCUUUCUACUAACUAUCCUCAUCUAUGUAUUGUGGAUGACUGGAUCUGUGAGGAGGAGAUCACUGGAACAGAUGCUCUUCUAAGGAGAAUGCUGCUAACUAGCUCUGCCAAAAGUCAUUCACCGAAGCAGCUUCAGGAAGCAUUUUCGCUUCUUCAGAGUAACCACACCCAUGUCAUGCAAAUUCUGGAGCACUUGACGUUGCUUAGCGCUAGUGACCUCAUACCUUACGCAGAAGUAAUUACUGCUAACAUGAUCCGGUUGCUGAAUGUUGGUGUCCCACGCAGAAUCCUUCAAACUGUCAAUAAGCUCUGGAUGACUUUGAACACAGUAAUGCCAAGAAGAUUGUGGGUGAUGACGGUAAAUGCAUUGCAGCCACCUUUGAAGUUAGCGCGACAACACAAGUACACACAAAACGAUCUCAUGAUUGACCCUUUAAUAGUACUUAGAUGUGACACAAGAAUCCAAAGAUGUCCUCCAAUUAUGGAUAUCACCUUGCAUAUGCUAAAUGGAUACCUUUUGGCAUCCAAGGCUUACUUGAACUCAUAUCUGAAAGAGACAGCAGAUCAAGAUAUGAAACCAUCACUAAAUAAUACAACAGCUUUAGCAGGCCAAGUAGAAGCUAUGGAGGUAACUAGAGAAGAACUGAAAAAUGCUCUCCUUGCAGCUCAGGAUAGUGCAGCUGUACAGAUAUUGUUGGAAAUCUGCCUUCCUGCAGAGGAGGGGAAGGAUCAGAAUCCUGCUUGUCCCCAACUAACAGAAGGAGAGGAAAGCCUGCUGUGCAACCUGAGAGAAGUGCAGUGCCUCAUAUGUUGCUUACUGCAUCAGAUGUUCAUUGCAGACCCAAACAUUGCAAAACUCGUGCAUUUUCAGGGCUAUCCAUGCCAACUGCUACCACUGACUGUUGCUGGAAUCCCCUCAAUGCAUAUAUGUGUUGAUUUUAUCCCAGAGCUUAUUGCUCAGCCGGAAGUAGAGAAGCAGAUUUUUGCUAUCCAGCUCCUUUCUCAUUUAUGCAUCCAGUAUGCUUUGCCAAAAUCUCUUAGCAUGGCUCGCUUGGCCAUUAAUGUAAUGGGGACUCUACUCACAGUUUUGACCCAAGCAAAGCGUUUUCUGUUUUUCAUGCCUACACUGCCAUGUUUGGUAUCCUUCUGCCAAGCAUUUCCUCCAUUGUAUGAAGAUAUCAUGUCACUGCUGAUACAAAUAGGACAGGUCUGUGCAUCAAAUGUGGCAACACAAACGAGAGAUGUUGAUCCAGUCAUUACACGUCUCCAAAAGCUUAAAGAAAAACCAAAGGAAUUGUCAGGAACAUACAUCCCUUCACCAAUGCCAGUUACUGCAUUGAAAGACACUGAGAGUUUAGACCCUGAUGUACAACUAUGCCAGCGUGUUGAAAGCACCAUCAUUGAAAUCAUUAACAUGAGCGUCACAGGAGUGUAGAAAUCUCUGUAUAUUUUAUCUUUCCAUCUGCUACUGUAUAUGAAUGUGCUCAGUGGAAGAAGCAGAGUUAGACUUGGAGAGAGACUUGCAGAUGGGGUCUUUUUCUGAGACCCACAUUUAUUUCUUCAUAAUGAUAUGGCAACAAGAAAGCUUAAAGCUUAAAAACUGUUUAGUGCUUUUGCUCAAAGAAUUGGCCAAGUUGGUUCUUCAGCAAAUUUGCUCUGUUAUGGCAUUUCCAUCUUGAUUUUGGAAGGUGAAAGAUCCAGCAAUGUCUGCACAGACCAAGGAACCAUUAUUGGCAUCUACAGAAGCUUCGGAAUGAACAUCUGAUGCACAAAAACUUAACACUGGUAAUAUGCCAAUACUUAACAUACACCGCAUCUCAUUGUUCGGUUGCAAGGAAAUACAAAAGCGAGGCUUAAACAAUUUGGUUAUGUGAAAUUUUUAAGAAAUAAGAGUGGCAAAUGUUGUGGUGUAUGCAUUACUUUCAUAAUCUUCAGGCAAAAAAUACAAUUCUAAAUGGUGAAUGUCACAGUGUUGGUACAAUCCAGUGUUUGAGAACUGUUCAGUUGGACAUCAUAGCUGUCCCAUGAUAUACAAUUGUCUAAUAAGCCAACAUCUUAAAAGCUUACUGUGAGAGAGAGAGCUGACUGAAGUUCUGGCUUUUCUAUGGGAGCUUAGUUCUCAACAAUGGACCAAAAAAAUCCAUUAUCUUGUAAAAAGGGACAUUACCCUUACUGUCAGUAACUUAAAAAAAAAAAUAUUCACCAUUAAUAUCACCCUGAUUUAUCUACUGGCUGGGAUUCCACUUGUAUCUAAGAAAGCAAACAAGCAUUCUUCUCCAAAUCAUUGGCUUUCAAGCUGAGCCCCCCCAGAGGGGAGAAGCCCUACAGUUUUAGGAACUACUUAUCUAAAGUGCUAGUGUGAGACUGGGACCUUAUUCACUGUUCAUAGCAUUAGUCACAUCAGCUCUGACUAAGCAGGAUACUGUUUUUAUUGAAGUUUCUAAAUUCAAUUUUAGAUGUCCAAGUUUAUCUCAAGGCAAACUUUCUAUGAAUGCAAAUUAAAAGGAAAAAAAAUCCUAUGGGUAUUGUGUGACAUUUUUUCCAAUAGGCAAUACUGCACAGAGAGCUUAUUUACUUGCAUAUUUGUAUUUCUUUAUACAGUAUGAGCUGGAGCAGCCAUAAUUUCUACUGGUUAUACCUUUCAUCCAAAGGCUCCAAACUGCCAUUCAACAAUUCCGAUUUCCGUGAAAAUUUUUUAAUAUUUGAGUUGUGUUUCCAAGCAAUAACUUUUAGACUAAGUAUCAUGUGGAUUUGUCCUCUCUUGUUUUACUCAAGGAAUCAAUAAAAUGUUCCUUUAACAUUC
Molecule: messenger RNA, 5224 nt
Organism: Xenopus laevis (African clawed frog)
Lineage: Eukaryota; Metazoa; Chordata; Amphibia; Anura; Pipidae
Gene: ints2.S
Product: integrator complex subunit 2 S homeolog
Exons: 24
Coding region: 329-3856 (1175 amino acids)
Biological process (GO): snRNA 3'-end processing; snRNA processing
Cellular component (GO): integrator complex; nucleus
Source: RefSeq, a predicted model, not a curated record